AUGAAAGAUUCUGAAGAGACUUCAACAGCCGUCAAUGUGUUUCCAGGAGAUCUCCUUGCCCCCACGUAUAGCAACUCCAGCGACCCUGACCACCUCCUAGCUCGCUCAGAGUUUGAGCGUCGAGGUCCCUACACGGCUCUCCUUGAGAGGAAUCUGGCGGGUGGACGUGAGCACCCUCUGUUUGGUCUGGUGAGGGAGUGUCUGACCAAUACCCCAGAGAGAAGACCGACCACGGUUGAGCUCCUCUCGUCUCUGGAGGAGGUGGGGAGGGAGAUGGACGGAGGACUGCUCCAGCUGGACAUUGCACGAGUGAAGACUGCCAGGACCCUCAGGGCAAAGGAGAAGAGGAUAGAGGCUCUACAGAGAGAGGUAGUUGAGAAGGACAAGAUACUGGAGAGGAAAGAUGAGCAAUUAACUGAGAAAGAUGCACUUUUAGUGGAAAAAGACAAUCAACUUGAACAACAAAGAUACCAGAAAGAUGCACAAGUAGAUACUCAGCUUGCUAUACAGCAACAGAUAUUGAAUAAUGUCUGUGCCACCAAAGAUGGCAUGAUUGCUAACAAGGACAGACAACUCAGUGAACAAGAGUCAAGGAUCACUGAUCUCAUUUCCCAGAGAGAGGCUGCUCUAGUUGAGAGGGACGCUCUCUUACAGGCACACAGGGAACAGAUUGAGCACAAAGAUGCUGAGCUGGUUAGGAGAGACGCCAUCAUUCAACAGCAGAGACAGGGUCUCCCUUCCAGAGAGUUGCUCACUUUGAAAUGGAGAAGAGGAAAAGACAUGCCAAUCAAGAUGAGUGGCUCGAUACAGAGUGUUGUUAUCGGUGACACGGUGUAUGUUGGUGGAGGGCUUGCAGUCAAUGAUCAUGAUAUGUGUACAGUGAUGAAGCUCGAGCAAGAUCAAUGGACCAAACUACCAGAGUACACUUCCUAUUGGUUCGCUAUGACAUCACUCGCUAAUCGACUAGUGCUGGUGGGAGGACGUGAUCCAAAAUCCUGCAAUCAACUUUCUAUCUUUGAGUCAGGGGAAUGGGCUCAUCCGUACCCACCAAUGAACAUUGCUCAUUCUUCCUCAACAGCUGUCUCCUUCAACAACCACAUCAUUGUAGCUGGUGGGCGUGAUGAUAAAGACAAGCGUAUCUCCUCUGUGGAGGUGUUGGAUGUGGCAUCAAGAAGAUGGUACAUUGCUCAGUCACUACCUCACCCACGAUCAACACUGAAAUCAACUCUCAUAGGAAACACCCUCUACCUAAUGAGAGGGAGCGAUUACACUGAAAGGGCAACUAAGACAGUGCACCACGUCGACCUCAAUGAACUGAUUGCAAAGACCCUUUCCAACUUGGACACAUCCACUCUCUGGCAGACCUUACAAGAAGUACCACUCAAGUUCUCAGCUCCUCUCAGUAUUGGGAGGUCACGAUUAGCCGUUGGUGGACGGGACGGCCGAGGCAGCCCAAGUUCAUCGAUCCACCUCUACCAUCCUGACACCAGGAGGUGGGUGAAAGUGGGAGACCUGCCUACUGCACGAUACAACUGCACAUGCUCAGUACUUCCUAGUGAAGAGGUCAUUGUAGCCGGAGGACAUGCAAACACUGAUUACAUUGAAAUUCACUGCAAAAAAUUUUGUUUGAAACUACAUUGCAUAAUCGUUUUAACAUUAUUCUUAAACAGUUGAAUCAACUUAAUAUUUAGUAAAAUAAAAAGACAACGUUAAAAUAAUCAGUAUAUGUGGUUUUAACUUAAAAUAUUGUAGAAUCACACAAUGUCUUUUAUUUCUACAAUAAUUUACAUAGAAUCUAUUAUUGAUAUCUUAAAUCAAACUAACAAACUCAUUUUGAUUAAAUUAUAUUUGAAACUCUAUCAUGCAGCAUGUUAGAAUACAAUAUAUAAAUUUAGAUUUAACAAUAAUAAUAUUAAUUUUGU
Messenger RNA from Halichondria panicea, 1922 nucleotides. RefSeq lists its product as uncharacterized. The record is from RefSeq and is a predicted model, not a curated record. Bases 1 to 1674 code for a protein of 557 amino acids. NCBI's taxonomy places the organism in Eukaryota, Metazoa, Porifera, Demospongiae, Suberitida, Halichondriidae. Gene Ontology annotation, molecular function: protein binding. The transcript has 6 exons.